Molecule: messenger RNA, 2607 nt
Organism: Nelumbo nucifera (sacred lotus)
Lineage: Eukaryota; Viridiplantae; Streptophyta; Magnoliopsida; Proteales; Nelumbonaceae
Source: RefSeq, a predicted model, not a curated record
AUGGAGGAAAAGUUUGAAUCUUCAAGUUUUGGAUGGAACAAACUGAGGGGGGCGGAGAAAAGAAAAGACUUAUCACCAAACAGAAAGAAAAUGGUGGUGGUUUCAACUCUUUCGCCAAAUUCAGUGGCGUUUCAGCCAUCUUUUCUUAUCAUCAAACACCACCAACUCAGUGGGCGCCUUAAGGUAUGCUCCAACUCACAAAACAACACUUCUCGUUUCUACACAUUUAUUACGGAAAGAAAAUUAUCGUCAGUCCUUUGCAACUUAACGUUGCAGAACCUUAGUCCCAUAGAAGCCGAUGAUACCCGUCCUCAGGAAUCAGCUUCUAGACUCUUCUUCCUGAAGAAUCAAUCGGUACUCGAUAUAUCUUUGGCUAAUAAGAUGAUUAGAGAGUCUACGGCGAACGAAUUAUUCGAGGAUGCAAUUGUGGUUUAUCUUCAAAUCCUGAAUAACGGCCUCCCUGUAGAAGAAAUGUCCUGUUUUCCAUGUUUGAUUAAGGCUUUUGGUGAGCUUUUUGAUUUGAGAAAGGGGAGGCAAAUUCAUGGGUAUGUUUUAAAACUCGGAGCUUUGGUUGAUAUACACGUCGCCAAUUCACUUUUAGCCUUGUACUGGAAAUGUGGGGCGGCUGAAGAUGCACUUAAUCUGUUUGAGAAUAUACCGGACCGAGAUUUUGUCUCUUGGAAUACUAUGAUAUCUGGUUUCGAUCAGUCAUUGCAGCCAAAGCAGUCGCUAGAAAUGUUUCGCCGAAUGAUGCAGGAAUUUGGUGACAAACCUAGUAGAGUAGCUUGUCUUUCAGCUCUUUCCUCAUGCACUUCAUGUGGGUUUGUAAUCCACGGACAAGAAAUUCAUGCUUUUCUCAUUAAAAAUGGGUUGGAUCUUGAUCCUUCUCUGGUUAAUAGGUUGAUUGGCAUGUACACAAAAUGUGGGAACAUAAAAAAUGCCGAGCAUAUUUUUGAGAGCGUUAUCAGGAGGGAGUCACUGAAGGGAAAUGCUCUUCUUUGGAAUGUGAUGGUUCUCGGUUAUGUUUACAGUCGGUAUUCGCUAAAGGCAUUGAGGUUGUUUCACGAUAUAUUGAUACUGGGGAUAGAACCAGAUUCUUCAACAAUGGUGGCCAUUCUAGUAAUGUGUUCUCAACUAUCGGAUUCAAAAAUAGGAAGGCAAAUCCAUAGCUACAUUUUCAGAUUUGGACUGGCGGAUGACACAAGAGUUGAGACGGCACUGCUAGACAUGUACUGUAAAUGCGGUGAUAUUGAAGCUGGACUAAAAAUAUUCCAUAGAUCUGUCCAUCGAAAUUUUGUUAUUUGGGGUGCCAUGAUUGGCGGUUGUGUUCAAAAUGGUUAUCCAGAAAAGGCAUUGGAUUUGUUUGCCAAGUUCAGAUUAGAAGGUGGUUUAGCAGAUCCUGCUAUUGUUCUCUCUGUUCUCCGUGCAUGUUCAUCCCUGACUCUUAAGCGUGAAGGAUUGAAGAUCCAUGGGUUGGCAGUAAAAAUGGGAUACAAUUCCAAUGUUUUUGUUGGCAGUGCACUUACAGAUAUGUAUGCAAAGUGCUCAGAUCUCGAAUCUGCUCAAAAAAUACUGGUUAGAUUACCCACAAGGGAUGUGAUCUCAUGGAAUGCUUUAAUAUCUGGUUUUGUUCAGAAGGAUCGCACGGAUGAAGCCAUAAAGGCAUUUCGUGAUAUGCAAUAUGAAUGCAUCAGACCCAAUACUGUAACAAUUUCAUAUAUCCUAACAGUUUCUGCCCGUUUAUCAGUACUGAUCUUUUGCAAACAAAUCCAUUCAUAUCUUAUUAGAAACAGAAUUGACCAUAAUGUCCUCGUUAGCAAUUCCCUAAUAGCCACUUAUUCCAGGUGUGGAGACAUAACCAGUGCCUGGCAUAUAUUCAAGAAAAUGUCUGAAAGGAAUGAAAUAUCAUGGAAUUCAAUGAUAUCUGGCCUUGGGGUGCAUGGCCGGAUAGAUGACAUGCUUGCUUUGUUUGAUCAGAUGAAAGCAGCCGGUGUGAAGCCAGACCGUGCAACUUUUACAGCUAUUCUUUCUGCAUGUAGCCAUACUGGGAGAGUUAAUAAGGGGCAAGAACUUUUUAAGAACAUGGUUGAGGACUACAAUAUCAGGCCUGAACUUGAACAAUACACUUGCAUGGUAGAUCUACUCGGCCGAGCUGGACAUCUAGAACAGGCAUACAGUCUGAUCAUGGACAUGCCUUGCUGGCCUGAUGAUCGCAUUUGGGGGUCACUGCUUGCAUCUUGCAAGAUCCAUGGCAAUGAAGAGCUGGCUGAAGAAGUUGCUAAGCAUUUGUUUGCUCUCAACUCUAACAGUGUAGGAUACCACGUUCUUCUCUCUAAUAUAUAUGAAGGCUUUGGGAAGUUGGACAAUGUUACCAGUAUUAGAGCCAACAUGAAAGAUAUGGGACUUAAAAAGAGGCCUGGUUGUAGCUGGAUUGAAGUUAAUAAUAAAAUUCAUAUAUUUAUAGCCAAUGAUCAAUCACAUCAUCAAUCAGAAGAUAUAUAUGUUACACUUGGAAAUUUAACAGUAGAGAUUAAAAGAGCUGGAUACAUUCCUCAGGCACAACCACUAGGCAGUGGAUAUGAUGGAGUUAAUGAAGACAUUAUUUAA